Molecule: messenger RNA, 1941 nt
Organism: Misgurnus anguillicaudatus (oriental weatherfish)
Lineage: Eukaryota; Metazoa; Chordata; Actinopteri; Cypriniformes; Cobitidae
Gene: c19h17orf75
Product: chromosome 19 C17orf75 homolog
Cellular component (GO): trans-Golgi network
Source: RefSeq, a predicted model, not a curated record
AUGUUUACAUCACAAACAUCUUCCUUCCAGGAAUCCAUAGACGUGGAUGAAAAGGAAGGAGACUUCGACAACGAAGAGAUCGCCGGAUACAGCCAGAAAAUACAGCAGAUUAACAGUUAUUAUGCUAUAUAUUACUACCAGAGCACGAGAUUUGAAGCUUCUGGAGAAAGUGAGGCCUGGAGCCAGAGGAGAUCAGACUCGACUACAAGUCAGGAUGACUUUAGUCUUACCCUAUUGGAUACCAGUUUGGCACCGGAGGCGGAGCCAGAAUUGCGGAGCUAUAUUUCCCGCAGGUUGAGCAAAGGUGCUCUGCUGGGCGGUAUGGGCAACAUUGCCACUGUUGAACUAAGCAUCCCUGAGCAAGCGGUGGGCUGUUACUGCUGUCUGUUGGAGCAGGAGAAAUCUCCUCAACAGCCUGAAGCUGAUGGCAAUGGCUGGGUGGUGUGUCUUCUUGGAGAUUCAGAGAAGGGCCUGAAUCUAUUUAGAAUUGAACUGGACAAGUAUGUCCAAGGUCUGCAGGGCAGUUUGACCCUAGAGAUGCUAAAUUUGGAGACAUAUAUAAGACCUUAUCUGAACUGCUGGUAUGAAGAGUCAGUGAUGCAUAUUCACAGAGUGGUUCUGCUGUUGCAGGCGAAUGUUGGCUACCUUCUGCAUGCUGCUCUGAGUCACAAGCUGGUAGAAGUCACAGGGGCAGAUGAGAGGACAAAAGCAGAUGUAGCAAGAUUUAUUAAAGCAGCAAGCCUGCAGGGUUUAGUCCAGGAGGACACAACCACGGCUUCUCUGUGCAAGGCCAUGUCAGAGGAUUCCAACACCAAUCUGAUCAUUAACUGCUCCACCAGCCCACCCACACUCACUAAUACAGUCAGUAACCGGUUCUGCAACGAAUGGAUCCAGGCCUUCCUCAAUGCAGCUGAACGCUUUAACCCUUUCCUCCUCGGUCAGAUCCUGGAGAACUUCAAACUGAAGGCCAUUCAGGACAUGAACAACCUGAAGCGUUUCAUUCGUCAGGCUGAAAUGAGUCACUACGCUUUAUACCGCUGCUGUCUGUUCCUUCAGAACUGUGGAAAUGGAGAUGUGCUGCUCCAGAACGCACGAGCCGAGCACAGCAGCUUUCCUGAAGCCUGUGGUAUCAUAAAUGUACUGGAGGAGUUCCUCAGUGAGCAGGCACAGGGCAUGCUGUACUGACACCACUAGGCCUGCAGAGGGCCACAGUGUUUUAUAUUUUAUCCUGUCUGAGAGCACUUUGUAAACGGUUGCUAUUCAGUCCCCAUAACUAAAGCUACAAUAUGUAGUCAAAGAUGGCCAUAUUGAUUAAUUUAAACUAACUUGAAAACACUAAAUAUAGUCCAUCAUCUUUUGUGUAUGUGUUCAUGAGCAAAGGUCGCAAAUGAAUUUGCUGUGAUUCGCUGCUUUGUUAUUGUAUUAACACUUGCAGAAUUGUGAAUAAUUAGAAACAGAUCCUGUGUAAUGGACCAACUGAAAAUACUAUGUGAUAAAACUUGUGUAUAUGUUAAUUCAGUAUUGUUUAUAUGUGAUACCUGAUUCUAAUAUUAAGCUGUACAGUAGUCAAUCAUUACAUAGUGGAUUUUUGGGUUAGUUGAAUAUUCAUGGUUUUAAAAUACAUUUGGCAGACAUUUAUUGCUAGGAAGAAUAAAAAGGAAACAAAAUCAUAAUCCUGAAGCUCUGCACAAACCAAUAUUAAUAUUACUUAUAUUUGAACACUCUUUUACACUUCACAAUCAAUUUGUUUGUGAGUGUAUUAGAAUAUACUAAUACUUUUUACAUUAUGUCUGAUGCUUUUUAUUUAAGACUUUUUGUUUGAGACAAAUUUCUCCUCUCUUGCAUUUCCUCUAUUUGUUUACCAAAGAACUUCUUAAAGAAAAAUCUUUAAUCCUAAAAAUACCAAAUUAAUUGUAUAAAUACUAAAGUCAGAUGUAAAUG